Messenger RNA from Fusarium coffeatum, 1575 nucleotides. RefSeq lists its product as uncharacterized. The coding region runs from base 1 to 1575 and encodes 524 amino acids. The transcript has 2 exons. Lineage: Eukaryota; Fungi; Ascomycota; Sordariomycetes; Hypocreales; Nectriaceae. Gene Ontology annotation, biological process: microtubule-based movement. The record is from RefSeq and is a predicted model, not a curated record.
AUGGCCUCAGACGCGGCAUCUACUACGCUCGCACAUAGAAGUGUCGCUAGUAUUCGUGGAGGUGCUCCUCAGGGGCCUGGUCCUUCUGCUCCACACACUCCAAACCGCUCUUCUGUUGCACCCGUACCCAGCUACGGCUCACCAUCAACUAUUCGUGCAGAUGACGAGAUCAUUGUUGUUGAGAUAGGAUCACGACACGUCAGAGUUGGCUUUGCUGGCGACACGUCUCCCAAGGCGUCCCUUCAGUGCAGCCCAGAAGAUCAACGUCGAGCUGGAGACUUUCGAGGUUGGCAACAAUCAAAGCCGGCAGCUGGACUGCAAUGGUCAAAGGAGCAUGAGUUUUGGCGAUAUGAUUUGAGAGAAAUUGAGCUCGGUGCGUUCCAGGAUAAGCUGGAACCCACUUUGGAUAUCAUGUUCAACAGAUUUCAGUCACCAACUGUGUCACUAAUGUCGACACCUACCAUGUCAGCCAUAUCAGCAGGUGUCCGAUCUGCCCUAGUUAUCGACAUGGGCUGGGCAGAGACUGUGGUCACCAGCAUUUAUGAAUAUCGAGAAGUGAAAACUACACGCACAGUCCGAGGUGGCAAAGCUCUUCUCGAUUCCCUCUAUACAACCAUGGAGGGCUUAAUACCAGGGGACCAUGACGCUACCAAGAAAAGAGCGAUUGGUUUCAAAGAAUGCGAAGAUAUCAUGUGCCGCUUGAUGUGGUGCAAGCCAUCAGAGUUCCGUUCAGCCCAACGGCAGUCGACCCAGCUGGAAACUGUGGACGAGCAAGAAGAGAUUGAAGCCGAGUCAGCGCAAUCUGGUCUUCCAGCUGGAGUUGCCCAAAUAUCUAUCAACACUGCAUCUCGUCCGUUGACGGUUGACCUUUCCUUUGAGAAGCUCUCAGAGAUUUGCGACGACACCUUCUUCGAUCCUUCAGCAGACCGGGCGACAUUUGACGACGACGAACUCCCACUGCACCUCCUCUUAUACAAGCAUCUUUUGCAACUACCGCUUGAUGUGCGCGCCAUCUGCAUGUCACGGAUCAUGUUUACAGGAGGUUGCUCCAAUAUCUUGGGCAUCAAACAAAGAAUCAUCGACGACCUAACAGCUAUUGUGAAGAAACGAGGAUGGGAGCCAGUAUUUGGAAAAGUCGUGGACAAACACAGAAGCACUACCAGGCUCCAUCGACAAUCUAGUACCACAUCUCCAACAGAAGGAUCACCACCCUCAUCAAAAAACGAAGACGAGCAUGACCCGUCUCCAAAAGGCGCAGCCGAUAAGAAGCACGAGCCUGAUCCAAUUGAAGCAAAGGUUGAACGACAGCGAGAAACGGUUCCACAAAUGAAGGGCCAGAUACGCGUACUCAAGACCCUUGGCCCUUGGAUCGGCGGAAGCUUGCUUUGCCAACUAAAAGUGCCCGCUAUGGCAGUUAUCGACAGAGAAGCCUGGCUACAGCAUGGUGCGAAUGGAGCUUCUCGACCAAGUGAAGUCGAUUACAAGGUGCAACAGAGACAGAGCAUGCAGGCAGGAGGAUAUAGUCGUGGAGGACAUCAUGGUAACUGGACUUUGGGCGUCUGGGGCUCGAUAUAA